AUGUCAGUAGCAGGUAUAAAACUGAAUCCCGCUAUCGCUAAGCCUACCAGUAAUGGACAAAUUCAUUGCAUAGUAUGUAACACGCAGGUGAAGCCAAAAAUUUGGACCGCACAUCUAAAUGGAAAAAAACACAAAGACUCUUGUGAACGGUUGAAGCAGCAGUUAGUUUCCAGCGUGAAGCGUACGAACAACAGUGCCUCUUUAGGAUCCGAAGCACCACCAGCAAAGAAGACGAAAGAGCCUAGAUUGAGGUUACCUUUGUUUUUUUUAUUUCACGGCGUGCCGCAAGGGUUCUUUGAUGACAAGCGAAGAGAUGGAAUGGUUCGAGAAACCAUCGAGAACGAAGCUCACAUGAAUGAAGAAUACGAUCGUCUUAUGCGAGAACUAAAUGAAAAACAUAUAGAAGAGGAAGCAAAGGUAUUUGCUGCUGUUCAAGUUAACGCCGAUGAACAAAUGGAGAAGUGGAUGUUGUUAAACGCUAUGGAAAAGUUGAAAGAGUCAAAAUUGCAAGAGGUAAGCUUCUCUUUGUUACGAUAUGCUAGGUUAACGUCUCUUAUGGCCAUAUUAAAAGGAUGA
Messenger RNA from Angiostrongylus costaricensis, 576 nucleotides. Lineage: Eukaryota; Metazoa; Nematoda; Chromadorea; Rhabditida; Metastrongylidae. The record is from the annotation of a GenBank genome assembly.